AUGUCCCAGAUGACUCCCAGUUCUGUGGUAAUGUCCCAAGUGACGCCCACUUCCGUGAUCCAAGAGACUCCCACUUACGUUGUAAGGUCCCAAGAGAGUACUACCACUUCCAUUGUGAGAACCCAGAAGACUCCCAUUUUCGCCGUGAGUUCCCAAGAUACUCCAACUUCCCUGGUGAAAUCCCAGGAAACUCCCCAGUCUAUACUAAUGUCCCAGAAAAAAUCUGUAUCCAGUUCCAAGAGAACUGUUUACUUAAAUUGGUUGAACAUGGUAGUUCUAGCUUGUUGUAUAGUACCUUCUUAUCCAGGAAUACUAGACCUGGAUGAUCCCCGGAUCCCAGAUUCAGCUGACAAUCUUCAUAUAGCUGCUAAAUAUCUAGGAGAUCAUGUCACUGAACUCAAUCCUGACCUGCUGGUUCUAAUAUCUCAUCGAUCUCCCCGAAUACCUGACCAGAUUGCUCUACAUCUGGGUUCUACAGCUGUUGGAUCAUCAUGUCUCCAUGCUCAUUGGCAGCAGUUCAAGGUGAGCGGAAAUAUAGGUAUUGAGGAGACAAAGGAACUCCAUGAAAUGCUGGAAAAUAAAGGGAAGAAAGUUUGUCUUAUCGAGCCAGGAGACUGCGGAACCACUUUAGGAUGGGCUGAGACGACUAGUCUCUGGUUCCUAGGGGAGACAAGGGGGACUAGUGGUACCAGAUCCAGGACUAUUCACCAGGAUAUGCUGAUAAUCAGUCCCCCCGGCCCAAGAGAAGCUCCUAAUGAAGAGACGCCUGACUUUCUUGACUAUUGUGUUUCCAUCGGUGAAGAUAUAGCUGAUAUUCUUGAUGAUAUGACAGAGAAGAUUGUAAUUAUAGUUCCUGGAGAUCUUAGUCAGGAGCAUUUGCCUCAUGGAGACUUUCCUGAAUUCAAACCUCCAGGAAAUAUUAAACACGAUAUAUCAAGAGUAGACAAGGAGUUGAGAAAACCAAACUUCAGGAAGGCGGAAGCAUUUGAUGAUACUAUUGAGCACUGGGUCAGAACAAUACAUAGAGCUGAACUAGUAGAUAGAGCUCCAGAUAUAUUGUAUACUCCUGCUCUUCUUUCUCUUUCUAUUCUUCAGGGUAUUGUAGAACGAUGUGGAUUAGCUGGUGAGGUUCUAGCUAGAGCAGCACCCUCCUACCUGGGUCAACUCGCGGCUCUCUUCCAUCCUCAAGACAAGGGUUGGAGAGUGCUGGGAAGGCCUUUGCCUAAGAAAGUAUAAAAUGCAGAAAUCCAGUCUAAAAAGUUGGGAUUUUUGGUUUGAAAUAAAGAACCAACAUCAUUCUU
Eurytemora carolleeae is the source of this 1301-nucleotide messenger RNA. RefSeq lists its product as uncharacterized. The record is from RefSeq and is a predicted model, not a curated record. Lineage: Eukaryota; Metazoa; Arthropoda; Copepoda; Calanoida; Temoridae. The coding region runs from base 1 to 1236 and encodes 411 amino acids. The transcript is spliced from 16 exons.